AUGGCUCAAAAUCGGAUUGAACUAGCGAAAGGUCAAAUGAAAGAAUUUAAAGCUUUAGAAGAUUUUGAACAAAUAGCCACUCCAACCCAAUGGAAUACACAUUUUUUAUUAAAACUCAAAAUAAAACUAUGUCAACAAAGAAUAAAAAUUAUCAAUUAUUAUCCAAAUGCUCAAGAUGAAGCACAAGCCAUAUAUAAUCAAAUGCGUCAUAUCACCAAAGAUUUUCGCACUCAAGCAAUGGCAUUAUAUGUAAAAUCAGCUACUCGAGAAUUUGAAGUCCUAUCAAAUGAAAUUAAAAGUAUUAUUGAUAGAUUUCAUAAUGAAAAUGAUGAUGGUUUCGAUGCUGAACCUGGCUAUGCUGCUUUUAAACAUUAUCAUGAAUUACGGCGAUACCAACAAUCUAGAACAGCAAGAAUUAAUCGCUCCGACUGUAAUACGUUCGCUUGGCGAGGAUUUCUUGCUCCAGAUAUAAUUAAUGAAGCUCAAAUUCAUCUAACGGAAGAAGAACGUCAAUUAUUAAAAUUAGGACCUAAAUUUAUAUUUAAUGAUCCGAAAACUGCAGCUCGAAGACGUACAACUGAGUUGGCUACUUUAAAACGUAAGAUAGAAGAUUGUUUUCUUCGAAAAAAGGUGAGCCCCGGUCGUCCUCUUACACAAUUUAUGGCUGAAUUAGAUGUUCUUCUUCAAACGUUACAUAAUAUUCCAACAACAUCUCAUAAUUUAAAUAGGGAUAAAAUAAUUAGAAGCUCAGUAAAUCAAAAUGAUUUUAUGGAAUUUAAUCGUAGCCAAGCAAGUCAAAUACAAUCACAAAUUAUUAAUGGUAUAAAAGUAAAGAAAAAGAAAAAUUAUCGAAGAUUAGUUAAAAGAUUAAAACAUAAAUUUAAAUUGCCUAAUGUUAUAUUACAAAAAUCCGAUAAAUCAAAAGUAUUCCAUUUAGGUAAAAUUGAAGAUUAUCGUAAAAAAUCCAAAGAGUAUAUGAAACGAACUUACGCAUAUAAAUGUCUUGGAAGUGAAGAUCCAUUACCUGAUUUAAUUCAAAGAACAAAUAAAUAUUUGUUAGAUUUACGAUUGACUAAAUGGAUUACUCAAAAAGAAUACGAAAAAUUAUGUAUUAAUCCAUGUGAAGUUGAACUGGCUCAUUUAUACUAUUUGCCAAAAGCUCACAAAUCUGGUAGUCCUUUACGUCCAAUUAUAAGUGGUCUUGGACAUCCAACAAUUAAAAUAUCAAAAUUUCUUGACGAUUUGUUAAGACCUUUAUUUGAUAAAAUGGCUCAAGAAACAACAGUUAAUUCUGACUUUGAAUUAAUUAAGAAAUUACAAGAAUGGUCAAAAUCAAAUAUGAAUCAAACCACUAUAUUCUGUACAAUUGAUGUUCUUGAUCUAUAUACAAUGAUUCCACAAUUAGAAGGGGUGCUUUCUCUUAGAAAAAUGUUAGAUUACUUGAAAUUGAAGAGAGUUGGCAGAUUAAGAAUUGAAACAAUCAUUCGUUUAAGUCGAUUUGUCAUGAAAAAUAACUAUUUUUCUUAUGAUGGUCAAUUUUAUCAUCAGAUUCGGGGCGAAGCUAUGGGAUCCCCGUUAACUUUAACUAUGGCUAAUUGUUAUAUGUUUUUCUUUGAACGAGCAAUUGUCAAACAAAUUCACAACGGUGGUGGGCUGUACUUUCGAUAUAUUGAUGAUUUAUUUAUUGUUAUUGUAACGAAAUAUUUUAUUUGGUAUAUUGAGUCGUAG
Molecule: messenger RNA, 1728 nt
Organism: Rotaria sp. Silwood2
Lineage: Eukaryota; Metazoa; Rotifera; Eurotatoria; Philodinida; Philodinidae
Source: the annotation of a GenBank genome assembly